Amblyraja radiata (thorny skate) is the source of this 3619-nucleotide messenger RNA. RefSeq names its product RAB3 GTPase activating protein subunit 1 (gene rab3gap1). Lineage: Eukaryota; Metazoa; Chordata; Chondrichthyes; Rajiformes; Rajidae. The transcript is spliced from 25 exons. The record is from RefSeq and is a predicted model, not a curated record. Gene Ontology annotation, molecular function: GTPase activator activity. The coding region runs from base 51 to 3086 and encodes 1011 amino acids. Gene Ontology annotation, biological process: positive regulation of GTPase activity.
AGCGAUAGCGAUGCCGCCUCCGUUACCCACAAUACACCGUUCUCAAACAGAUGGAUUCCAAGAUGGCGGCGGACAGCGAUCCGGAGUCGGAAGUGUUUGAAAUCACGGAUUUUACCACUGCGUCUGAGUGGGAGAGAUUUGUGUCAAAAAUUGAAGAAGUGCUGAAUGAUUGGAAACUGAUUGGAAGCACUGCAAGCAAACCGUUGGAAAAGGGUGAAUUAACCUCUGGAGUGUGGGAGGAGAAAUCUGAUGAGAUAUCUUUUGCAGAUUAUAAAUUCAGCAUAACACAUCAUUACCUCAAACAAGAAUCUUCAUCUGAUAAAGACAUAAAGGAAGUGUCUGAGGAAGAUGUUCUUCCUGAAGCAAUGCAGGAUAUGCUAUCCAUGAGCAAUGAUUUUCCACCCAGAGCUCACUGCCUCGUCAGAUGGUAUGGUCUACGGGAGUUCGUGAUAAUUACUCCAGCAGCUAAUAGCAAUGCAGUCAUCAGUGAAUCGAAGUGCAACAUUCUGCUCAGCUCCAUCUCCGUUGCAUUGGGCAACACUGGAUGUCAGGUGGCUUUAUUUGUGCAAAUUCAACAAAAGUCAAGAAGAAUGUACAUUGGUGCAUGCGAAGGGCCUGGUGUUCGUACGGAUUUUGAAAUGGUUCAUCUUCGGAAAGUGCCAAAUCAGUACAAUCAUCUGUCUGGUCUUCUGGAUAUUUUUAAAUCCAAGAUUGGAUGCCCUUUGACACCUUUGCCCCCAAUAAGUGUAGCUAUUCGGUUUACAUAUAUCCUUCAAGACUGGCAACAGUAUUCUUGGCCACAGCAGCCACCAGAUUUUGAUGCAUUGGUUGGAGGAGAAGUGGGUGGUCUAGAAUUUGGAAAGUUACCAUUUGGAGCAUGUGAAGACCCUAUUAGUGAAUUACACUUAGCCACCACCUGGCCUCAUCUUACAGAAGGCAUUAUUGUUGAUAAUGAUGUAUACUCGGACCUUGAUGCUCUGCAAGCACCGCUGUGGUCCGUCAGGGUGAGGAAGGCUGAUAACCCCCAGUGUUUGUUAGGAGAUUUUCUCACUGAGUUCUUUAAACUGUGUCUUCGGAAAGAGUCGAUUGAUGAGAUUCUUGGAAGGACAACAUUUGAGGAUGAAAGUAAAGAUCAUGCAGAUAUUAGCCAAGCUUUGCAGAAGCUCACAGAGCCAACAUCUGUUCACAUGCCUCGACUAUCUACCAUGUCAAAUAUGGUCCACAGUGCUCGCAAGAGGAUGCAUAAACACAGACGAAUAGAAGAGUCACCAAUUAGUAAUGAAGUUCUAAACUCCAUUUUAUUAUUUCUGUUUCCUGAUGCUGCUGAGAAGACUGGAGAUUUAUCUAAUGCUAAAUGUAGCAGCUCAGGAGGAAGUAAUAUUGCUGCAUCUGAAGAAGAGUGGAACCUUUACAAUCAAUUUAAAUCCGCUCCUUCAGACAGCCUGACAUACAAGUUGACUUUGUGUCUCUGUAUGGUUAACUUUUAUCAUGGUGGAAUGAGGGGUGUGGCCCAUUUAUGGCAAGAAUUUGUGUUGGAAAUGCGGUACAGAUUGGAAAAUAAUUAUAUUGUGCCAGGAUUAUCUGCCGGACCUCCAGACUUAAGAUGUUGUUUGUUACAUCAAAAACUGCAGAUGCUGAAUUGUUGCAUUGAAAGGAAAAAAGCAAGAGAUGGUGGAAGGAAACAGAUAUCAGAAAAUGUAAUAGCAGAGAGAAAAUUGUCGAAUAAUGCUGGCAAAGGGACAACAGAGUGCACAGAUAACAAAGAGUUUGAGAAGGAAAACAAAGGAGAAUCUUCCCAGCAGAGAUCAUGGGACUCGUGGAGUGACAGUGAAGAUGAGUUUUUUGAGUGUCUGAGUGACACAGAAGAGUUGAAGGAAAAUAGACAGGAGAGUGAGACAAAAGAAGGAACGACAAAAGGUGACAAAGAUGAAGGAGGAAAGAAAGACAUCCAAAAGUGCAAACCAGAAGGACGUCUGCAUCAGCACGGCAAACUGACUCUUCUACACACGGGUGGUCCACUUUAUAUUCCACUUACACAAGAGCCAGCACCAAUGACAGAAGAUUUAUUAGAAGAGCAGUCAGAGGUAUUAGCUAAAUUGGGAACUUCAGCUGAAGGAGCACAUUUACGUGCUCGAAUGCAGAGUGCUUGUUUGCUGUCAGAUAUGGAGUCCUUCAAGGCUGCAAACCCAGGCUGUUGUUUGGAAGAUUUUGUGAGAUGGUACUCUCCACGUGAUUAUAUUGAAGAAGAAUUCACGGAUGAAGUAGGUGACAAGGUUCUAAGGGGCGAAUUGAGUGCCAGAAUGAAAAUCCCUGGUAACAUGUGGGUGGAAGUGUGGGAAACUGCAAAGCCAAUUCCUGCUCGAAGACAAAGACGGCUUUUUGAUGACACAAGGGAAGCUGAAAAGGUUCUUCACUAUUUAGUUGGCUUGAAACCUGCAGAUUUGACUGGGCAUUUACUGCCUUGUAUUUUGCAUGCAGCACUGCUGAAGGUCAAAGAAGAAGAAUCUGUAGAAGAUAUCCCAUCUGUAAGAAAAAUAAUCCAGCAGAUCAUUUCUCAUGCAAGCAAACUAUUAAGAUAUUCAAAUCCAGAUAUCAAAAAAUUGGAAGAACUAAUUAGUCAGAUAACAGCUUCAGAAACUAUUAUUGCAAGAUCUCGAUCAUUCAAAGCCAAAUUUGGAAUUCAGAAAUGUGAAAGGGAUGAUGAACGUGAAGAAUUGGAAAGGUUUGUGAGCUGUCUUUUAGAACAGCCAGAAGUCCCAGUUAUUGGAGCAGGACGAGGCCCUACAGGAAGCAUUAUUUACAAACUAUUUGUUAAUGCACAGAGGCUAUCUGAAUCUACUGAAGAGGCCACUACUCUGACUCCGAUUGAGGAUGAACCUGUGAAGCCAGGCACUUCUGACGAAUAUAAAUCAAGUUCAGCAGCAUCAGAAUUUCCCCUGCCAACUGGACGUGAAAUAAUUCUCCGGACAACUGUACCUCGCCCUGCACCGUACUCCAAGUCGUUACCACAACGCAUGUACAGUGUGUUGUUAAAAGAUGAAUUCCGUCUAGCUGGUGCAUUUUCAUCGGAUACAUCAUUCUUCUAAUACAGUUCUAAUAUUCAUUAAAAUAUAAUUCACAAAUACUUUGGUGUCAUUCCUACAUUUCAGACUUUAGCAAAUUAGUAUGUUUUAGCUGAAAUUGUUAAAUAUCUCAAAAGUUAAUCCAAUGCUACAGAAUGCUUAUAAAAAAUUAUGCAUGCAAAUAACAGUGAUUCUGGUAAGAAAUGUAAUGAUUGAUUAAAAAUUGGCUAAAGCAGAAAUGGACACAGUAUUUAAAAACAAAAUUAACAAUAUAGCUUUUACCGAUAAAAUUAAUCAAAUGUAAAGUGUGACAACAUAUAAAGUGGAACUGUGCAUAGGAUACUUCUGUCAGUUAUUACUUCAGCUAAUCUGCUGAAUGCAGGAGAAUAUUUUAUAACUUAUUACAGCCCUGGAAUGAGUUUGGAAUGGUCACAAAAUAUCCUGCCUGUGCCAUGUGCUCAGCAUUAUAAAACGUUUUCUGACAUGGGUGCUUUUGGAAGAUUUUAUUGCAUCAAUAAAUCUUACAAAUCACACUAAUUUGGUUGAAAAGAAGAUUG